Callorhinus ursinus (northern fur seal) is the source of this 2339-nucleotide messenger RNA. The record is from RefSeq and is a predicted model, not a curated record. Lineage: Eukaryota; Metazoa; Chordata; Mammalia; Carnivora; Otariidae.
CCGUUCUAAGACGGCGGAGCCCUCCCGCGGCCUCGCUCACCGUGGUGUCGCGGAGUUCGCCGACAGGCACUGGGGGCUCCGGGAGGCUCUGUGUCCCUAAAAGUGGUUUAAGCCUCCCACACACCCGAGCCCCCAUCCUUGCCAAGGCGCUGGGCCCCUCUGCUCCGCGCCGCAGCCCUGCCCAACUACAGUUCCCAGCGUGCAUCGCACCGAACUCCGCUAGCCGAGAAUCAGGUGGCUGGAGUCAGGUGACUUCUGGCCCGCCCUCACCCAAAGUCUGGCUGCCGGGGGAAGCCGGUACAGUCCAAAACGGAUCCAGCGUCCGUUGUGGUCGCUGCCCUGAGCCUAGAGGAUCUCAGUUCUUUGAAAUUGAGGAACAUGAUAAGGAGUUGGCUGAUUAUUUUUACCCUUCUUCCCCUGAAGCUCAUAGAGAAAUGUGAGUCGACAGUCGACCUCACUGUUCCUCCCACUGUGAAGCUGGAAAAUGGAAGCUCAGCCAACAUCAGCAUCACGCUUCAGCAUCCAUUAAAUGCAACCUUGGUGAUCACUUUUCAAAUCACAUUUCGUUCAAAAAAUGUCACUAUCCUUGAGCUCCCUAAUGAAGUUGUGGUGCCUCCCGGAGUGACAGAUUCCUCUUUUCAAGUGACAUCUCAAAAUGUUGGACAAGUUACUGUUUAUCUGCACGGAAAUUACUCCAACCAGACCGGCCCGAGGAUCCACUUCUUGGUUAUCCACAGUAAUGUCGUUAGCAUCAUAAACCAGGUGAUUGGCUGGAUUUACUUUGUGGCCUGGUCCAUCUCCUUCUACCCUCAGGUGAUCACCAACUGGAAGCGGAAAAGUGUCAUUGGUCUGAGCUUUGAUUUCGUGGCCCUGAACCUGACAGGCUUCGUGGCCUACAGCGUGUUCAACAUUGGUCUCUUCUGGGUACCCUACAUCAAGGAGCAGUUUUUCUUCAAAUACCCCAAUGGGGUGAACCCCGUGGACAGUAAUGAUGUCUUCUUCAGUCUGCACGCAGUCGCCCUCACCCUGGUUGUCAUGGUGCAGUGCUUCCUCUAUGAGCGAGGCAACCAGCAUGUGUCCUGGCCUGCCGUCAGCUUCCUGGUGCUCUCCUGGGUCUUGGUGCUCAUCACCGUGAUUUUGGCUGCAGUUGGGGUAAUCACAUGGCUGCGAUUUCUCUUCUGCUUCUCCUACAUCAAGCUCGCAGUGACGCUGGUCAAGUAUUUUCCCCAGGCCUACAUGAACUUUUACUACAAAAGCACCGAGGGCUGGAGCAUUGGUAACGUGCUUCUGGAUUUCACUGGGGGUAGCUUCAGCCUCCUCCAGAUGUUCCUCCAGUCCUACAACAAUGGCUUCAGGCAGCACACACGGGUUCGGACAGCCGUCCCAGGCAGGAUUGGGUGCUGAGCUUGGAGCCAAAGGCCUUGACCUAAGCAACCAGUGUUUCUGGGAGCAGCUUGAAGGACUGACCCCGCAGUUGUGAGCCAAGGGUGCUUUGUUGCCACUGCUGUCUUCCCAGAGACCCAAGCAGCCAGGUGGUGUGGCCAGUGGACUCAGAGGUGCUGGUGCUCAUGCUGGUGGCAGAGGGGAUAGGACUGAUCUGGGGGUUAGGCCUGGGGGGGGGUCCCUUCUCUGAAGGCCACAUGCUCUGAGCAUUCACCUUCCUGACACUCAUUCUGCAUAAUUCAACACCCACAACUGUAAUCACAGGUGGCCCAGGCUAGGGUCUGGUAAAGAAACUGGAUUUCUGAGCCUUGAGGUGCCCAACAGAUUGGUUCUGAGCUAGGCUUACGCCCAAACCCUCUGGAUCUUUAUCACACUACCCCCCUUUGGGAUUUUUUGGAGGGAUGUUUUGGAAGUGAGUGGCUUAAUUUCUUCACCUUCUGCCUACCUCUACUUUCCCAGAGUCAGGGACCCUAUGUACCCCUUCAACUGCUCCUUACCUUGUGUCUUGAGUAUAGGACACGUGUGCGCAUGCACACACACGCACACCAUUCUGUGCCUUAGAGGCCAGUAAGACCUGCCAAUUGGUGAGAGUAGCUCCCCUGUAGGGGAGGGCUGGCCCCCUUCCUUCACUUACCCCAGACACCUACCUGAGACUCACCAAUUUUUUGGCUAUUCAGGAGCCUCACCUAAGGACUUGAGACCAACUCACAUAGUCCUCAUGGGCCCAACCCUUAUUCCAAACCUCCUUCCCUCUUUUCCCAGGCAGCUGUCCUUCCUGUGGCAGGAGGGGAGGGUCCCAGGAUGUGCCUUGUCAGCUCACUCUUAGACUUUUUACUACAAGAUUAAUGAGGUGCUUGUAUAUCCUUAAUUAAAACCUGAUUUGUUUCCUUUCUGCA